CUCGCUCUCUCCACCAUGCUCCCCUCCUCCUCCUCCUCCUCCUCUCUUCCUCCCCUCCUCCUCCUCCUCCUCUUCCUCCAUGCCUCUCCUCUCCUCUGUGCCCCGGCGGCCCCCCCUCCCCCGGGUCUUUCCGGUAGGUGGGUGUACCGGGCGCUCGACACCUCGCUCACCCACCUGACGGUCCACCGGCGGACGGGCGACGUGUUCGUCGGCGCCGUCAACCGCGUGCUGAAGCUGUCGGCCAAUCUGACGGAGCUGAGGAGUCACAUGACCGGGCCGGUGGAGGACAACGCCAAGUGCUACCCCCCGCCCAGCGUGCGGGCCUGCGCUCACCGACUGGAGUCCUCAGACAACGUGAACAAGCUCUUGCUGGUGGACUACACUGGGAACAGACUGGUGGCCUGCGGUUCGAUCUGGCAGGGCGUCUGCCAGUUCCUCAGACUGGAGGACCUGUUCAAACUGGGCGAGCCGCACCACCGCAAGGAGCACUACCUGUCUGGGGCGAGGGAGGCCGACGGGAUGGCAGGUGUGGUCGUUGGCGACGACGACGGGACGGCCGAUCCAAAGAAGAAGAAGCCGGUGAAGGGCGACAGCCGCCUCUUCAUCGGCGCCGCCAUCGACGGCAAGUCGGAGUAUUUCCCGACGCUGUCCAGCAGGAAGCUGGUGGCGGACGAGGAGAGCGUCAACAUGUUCUCGCUGGUCUACCAGGACGAGUUCGUGUCGUCGCAGAUCAAGAUCCCGUCGGACACGCUGUCCCUCUACCCGGCCUUCGACAUCUACUACGUCUACGGCUUCUCCAGCCGCACCUACGUCUACUUCCUGACGCUGCAGCUGGACACGCAGCUCACGCAGAUGGACGCCGCCGGAGAGAAGUUCUUCACCUCCAAGAUCGUGCGGAUGUGCUCCAACGACACCGAGUUCUACUCCUACGUGGAGUUUCCUCUGGGCUGCACCAAGGACGGCGUGGAGUACCGGCUGGUGCAGGCGGCCUACAAACAGAAGCCGGGCCGCCGGCUGGCCCAGGCCCUCGGCCUGUCCGAGGAUGACGAUGUGCUCUUCGUCGUCUUCUCCCAGGGCCAGAAGAACCGCUCCAACCCGCCCAGAGAGACGGUGCUCUGCCUGUUCACGCUGCAUCACAUCAACCUGGCCAUGAGGGAGCGGAUACGCUCCUGUUACCGCGGAGAGGGGAGGCUGUCGUUGCCAUGGUUACUGAACAAGGAGCUGCCCUGCAUCCACACGCCGAAGCAGAUCGGAGAUGAUUUCUGCGGCCUGGUGCUGAACCAGCCGCUGGGCGGGCUGCGGGUCAUCGAGGGCACGCCGCUGUACGAGGACCGCACUGAGGGCAUGGGCGCCGUGGCGGCCUACACCUACGGAGAACACACCGUGGUGUUCGUGGGAACCCGCAGCGGACAGCUCAAGAAGAUCCGCGUGGACGGCAUCCCGCCGCCCUCCCAGAAUGCCUUGCUGUAUGAGACGGUGUCGGUGGUGGAGGGAAAACCGAUCCUGAGAGACAUGGUGUUCAGCCCCGACUACCAGUACAUCUACCUGCUGAGCAGCAAGCAGGUGAGCAGGUUGCCGGUGGAGAGCUGUGAGCAGUACAGCGGCUGCAGGAGCUGUCUGGGCUCAGGUGACCCUCACUGCGGCUGGUGUGUCCUCUACAACAAGUGCUCCAGACAGGAAGCCUGCGACAAGUGGGAGGAGCCUCAGCACUUCAACACCCGGCUGGACCAGUGUGUCGACAUCACCGUCACCCCGAGCAACAUGUCCGUCACGUCCGCCGCCACGCAGCUGACGGUGCGGGUGCAGAACGUCCCGGCGCUGUCGGGGGGCGUGUCCUGUGUGUUUGAGGACCUGAGUGAGACCCCCGGCGAGGUUCUGCCCAAGGGUCAGGUGAUGUGCAUGUCGCCCUCGCUGCGAGACCUGCCGACACACACACACACCUCCGCAGAGCAGCGGGUGGUGAAGCUCAGUCUUCGCUCCACAGAAACCGGCCUCCUCUUCAUCAGCACCAACUUCAUCUACUACAACUGCACCGUGCUCAGCUCCUGCACCUCCUGUGUGAGCAGUGUGUUUCCCUGCCACUGGUGCAAAUAUCGACACGUCUGCACCAACAACCUGCAGGACUGCUCCUUCCAGGAGGGCCGAGUCAGCAGCAUGGAGGGCUGCCCUCAGAUCCUGCCCACCUCGGACAUCCUGGUCCCGGCCGGGAUGGUUCGGCCAAUCACGUUGCGCGCCCGGAACCUGCCUCAGCCGCAGUCGGGCCAGAAGAACUACGAGUGUGUGUUCAGCAUCCAGGGCAAGGUGCAGCGCAUCCCCGCCGUGCGCUUCAACUCCUCCUGCAUCCAGUGCCAGAACACCUCGUAUUGGUAUGAAGGUGAUGAAGCUGGAGAUCUGCCGGUGGACUUCUCCAUCGUCUGGGACGGAGACUUCUUCAUCGACAAGCCGGCGUCUAUGAAAGCCUUGCUGUAUAAGUGUGAGGCUCAGCGCUCCAGCUGCGGUCAGUGCCUCAAAGCCCCGCCCACCUUCGAGUGCGGUUGGUGCACCGAGACCAGGAAGUGCCUGCUGCGCCAGCAUUGCCCCGCCCCUGAGCAGAACUGGAUGCACCACGGCCGCCACAACCUGCGCUGCAGCCACCCGCGCAUCACCAAGAUCGGGCCCCUGACGGGCCCUCGGGAGGGCGGCACGCGGGUCACCAUCGAGGGCGAGAACCUGGGCCUGCAGGUCCGAGAGAUCGCCCACGUGCAGGUGGCCGGGGUCCGCUGCAGCCCCGUCCCGGCACAGUACAUCAGCGCCGAGAGGAUCGUGUGCGACAUGGCUGAAGCGCUCCUCCCUCACUCCCCCGGCGGGCCGGUCGAGCUCUGCAUCGGCGUCUGCAGCGCCGAGUACCGCACGCUGUCCACCCAGACCUACUCCUUCGUGAGCCCGUCCUUCAGCCGCGUCCGGCCCGAGAAAGGCCCCGUGUCUGGAGGAACCAGGCUGACGGUGUCCGGCCGGCAUCUGGACGCCGGCAGCAGCGUCACCGUCUACAUUGACAAAGAGGAGUGUCUGUUUGUCAAGCGGACCAAUCGGGACAUCGUCUGCGUAACGCCCGCCUCCUUGUCGGGCUCUGGCCCCGCCCCCAUCCGCCUGAUGAUUGACAGGGCGGAGGUGACGAGCGCCGACACCAAAUACAUUUACACCGAGGACCCGACCAUCACCAACAUCGAGCCCAACUGGACCAUCCUCAAUGGCAGCACAGUUAUAACAGUAACAGGAACCAACCUGCUGACCAUCCAGGAGCCCAAAGUCAGAGCCAAAUAUGGAGGCGUGGAAACGACGAAUGUGUGCUCUGUAGUGAAUGACAGUGUGAUGACGUGUUUGGCUCCUGGUCUGGUCUACAGUAAACCAAACCCACCAGAGGGGGCGCUGCACCCCGAUGAGUUCGGCUUCAUCCUCGACCAGGUGUCCUCGCUGCUCGUCCUGAACACCACGCCCUUCACCCACUACCCCAACCCCUCCUUCGACCCCCUGGGGAACUCUGGGAUACUGGAGGUCAAACCGGGCUCGCCCAUCAUCCUGAAGGGGAAGAACCUGAUCCCCCCCGCCCCCGGUAACACCCGUCUGAACUACAGCGUUCUGAUUGGAGAGACGCCCUGCCUGCUGACCGUGUCAGAGAACCAGCUGCUCUGUGAUUCGCCGGAUCUCACCGGGGAGCAGCGAGUCCUGAUCCUGGUUGGGGGUCUGGAGUAUUCUCCGGGGACGCUCCAUAUCUACUCCGACAGCGCCCUGACGCUGCCGGCCAUCAUCGGCAUCGGGGCGGGCGGCGGCGUGCUGCUCAUCGCCAUCAUCGCCGUCCUCAUCGCCUACAAGAGGAAGACGCGCGACGCCGACCGCACGCUCAAGCGCCUCCAGCUGCAGAUGGACAACCUGGAGAGCCGGGUGGCGCUGGAGUGCAAGGAGGCCUUCGCGGAGCUGCAGACAGACAUCCAGGAACUGACCAACGACAUGGACGGAGUGAAGAUCCCCUUCCUGGAGUAUCGGACCUACACCAUGAGAGUCAUGUUCCCUGGGAUAGAGGAACACCCGGUCCUUAAGGAGCUGGAUUCUCCGGCCAACGUGGAGAAGGCUCUGCGUCUCUUCAGUCAGCUGCUGAACAACAAGAUGUUCCUGCUGACCUUCAUCCACACGCUGGAGGCUCAGAGGUCCUUCUCCAUGAGGGACCGAGGGAACGUGGCCUCGCUGCUGAUGGCCGCCCUGCAGGGCCGGAUGGAGUACGCCACGGUGGUGCUGAAGCAGCUGCUGGCCGACCUGAUCGAGAAGAACCUGGAGAACAGGAACCACCCCAAGCUGCUGCUGAGGAGGACGGAGUCUGUCGCCGAGAAGAUGCUGACCAACUGGUUCACCUUCCUGCUGCAUCGCUUCCUGAAGGAGUGUGCGGGCGAGCCUCUCUUCAUGCUCUACUGCGCCAUCAAGCAGCAGAUGGAGAAGGGACCCAUCGACGCCAUCACCGGCGAGGCCCGCUACUCCCUGAGCGAGGACAAGCUCAUCAGGCAGCAGAUCGACUACAAACAGCUGACUCUGAUGUGCAUCCCUCCGGAGGGCGAGGCCGGGACGGAGGUGCCGGUGAAGGUGCUGAACUGCGACACGGAGACUCAGGUAAAGAACAAACUGCUGGACGCCGUUUACAAAGGAAUCCCGUUUUCCCAGAGACCCCAGGCCGACGACAUGGACCUGGAGUGGCGUCAGGGCCGGCUGACCAGGAUCAUCCUGCAGGACGAAGACGUGACGACCAAGAUAGAGAGCGACUGGAAGAGACUGAACACACUGGCACACUACCAGGUAACAGACGGCUCCCUGGUGGCGCUGGUGCAGAAGCAGGUUUCUGCCUACAACAUCGCCAACUCAUUCACCUUCACCAGAUCCCUGAGCAGAUACGAGUCGUUGCUGAGGACGUCCAGCAGUCCAGACAGUCUGAGGUCCAGAGCUCCGAUGAUCACCCCCGACCAGGAGACAGGAACUAAACUGUGGCACCUGGUGAAGAAUCACGAGCACAGCGACCAGCGGGAAGGAGACAGAGGGAGCAAGAUGGUCUCUGAAAUCUACCUGACAAGACUGCUGGCCACCAAGGGGACGCUGCAGAAGUUUGUGGACGACCUGUUUGAGACGGUGUUCAGCACCGCCCACCGCGGCUCCGCGCUCCCAUUGGCCAUCAAGUACAUGUUCGACUUCCUGGACGAGCAGGCCGACAAGCGACAGAUCAGCGACCCCGACGUGCGACACACCUGGAAGAGCAACUGCCUUCCUCUCAGGUUCUGGGUCAACGUCAUCAAGAAUCCUCAGUUUGUCUUCGACAUCCACAAGAGCAGCAUCACCGACGCCUGCCUGUCCGUCGUGGCUCAGACCUUCAUGGACUCCUGCUCGACGUCCGAGCACCGGCUGGGCAAAGACUCGCCGUCCAACAAGCUGCUCUACGCUAAAGACAUACCCAACUACAAGAGCUGGGUGGAGAGGUAUUACAGGGACAUAUCGAAGAUGCCCAGUAUCAGCGAUCAGGACAUGGACGCCUACCUCGUGGAGCAGUCCCGUCUCCACGGCAACGAGUUCAACACCCUGAGCGCGCUCAGUGAGCUGUACUUCUACAUCAACAAGUACAAGGAGGAGAUCCUGACGGCGUUGGACAGGGACGGGUACUGUCGCAAACACAAACUGAGGCACAAACUGGAGCAAGCCAUCAACCUGAUGUCUGGAAGCAGCUGAGAGGAGGAGGAGAACAGACGGACAGAUGGAUGGAUGGAUGGAUAGAUAGAUGGGGGAUGGGGAAAAGAAAUCGGGGGAAGGGAAAUGGGACUUUUGUUUUUCUGAACUGUUGAACAGUCAGCUGAGCUGCUCUGCGUCGGACUGGAUAUACAGCCACAGCUCCGGCCCUUUUAGCGAUCAAUCCAUCAGUAACUUAUUUAUUCAUUGAUAGAUUGAUUGAUUUGAAGACUGGCUGGUAUCCUGACUACCUCCGUUAGGUGGUGUUGGGGCGAGAAAAAAAAAUCAGAUUCCAAACCGAUUUGGAUGCAUCUAAAACAUGGCUCAAAAUCGAAUGGAGCCAUUCAUGGGCAAAAAAAAAAAAAAACAUCUGGAUGCAUCAGUUGAUUUGGAUUUGGAUUUUAAUUCACUGCAGGUGUGACCAGGGAUCAGAGCACCCCGAAACCUGAUUCCCUGUUGCUGCGGCAACCAGCCAUGCCAACAACAAGGGGGGCGUGGCUGCGAAAGGAUGUGGAAGCAAGGUCGAGUCAGGUUUCACUGAAACAGAAGGAAAUGAACAAAUGGAUGCAUUGAUGUGGGAUCAGUCGACCUGACCUCAGGAUUCCCGGCCUGGUUCAGAACGUUCUAGAUGCCAGGCUGAAGAUGAAGAUGAAGGCCAAGUCACAUUUUCAGGAAUCAAAGUAAAACAAAUGAAUGGACUAGCAGGGGACAAGGUCAGGUCUGGAUGCAGAUAACUUGAACUUGAAAUGUUUGGCCCCGCCCAGAGGAUUCAGAAACCAAGCUGAUGGCCAGCGGUCAGGUCUCACACGAGAAAAUAUUGGACUGAAACCUCGGCCUCAUAUGGAAAGGGUCAAGGUCUUGGCCCAUUUUCAAAGUCAAACCGAAAGGCUUGAAGUUUCCACCAUUGAUGUCCUUACGCUGAAAGAGUUGACCUGACCUUGGCCUUCUGUGCCCGAUUUUGAGUAUCAGAAGGUUGAUUUAAGCUUUAAGAAAUGAGCAGAAAAUGAAAGAGCUGACAUCUUUUUUGAUAUCAGGACCAUUUGACCCAACCUUGGUUUAGUCUGGUUGAAGUCCAGGUGGAAGAUUAGAAGGUCGAGUUUUCACAGCGAUGAAAGGUGAAUCAGUGACGUGGGACGAUCUGACUCGGCCUUCGGAGUGUUUGGUCUAGUUGUGUGAGGAUCUAGAAGUUUUAUGUUUGCUGUUAAAAAAAAAAAAAAAAAACACUCGACGUUUCUCUGGACAAUCACUCUGUACCACAGCACACUGAGCCCAAUGCCUACCAACCGACCAGUACCUGUGUCCAUACCCCCUCCAUCCUCCUUCCCUCUCCUCUCCUUGGUCUUCAGCUUCUUCAGAUUCCUCCUCCUACUCCCUUACUUUGUCCCUUCCUCCUCUCAUCCUUCCUCUUCCCUCCUUUUUCUCCCUCUCCUCUUCUUGCCUCCUUCUCUUUCCACCCCACGUCUUUUUCCCCACCACCUGACCUCAACCCUGCCCUGUCAUUGGUCAGUCCUGCUGGCCUCUGGCCUCGUAUUGGCCAGGAAGACUCUUUAGUAACGUACUGCCCGACCAAUCAAGACUGUGGAAUUCACCAGAAUCAUUAAUACUUAAGUAAAAACAAAGCUAAACAAAUACAGAAACACGUUUGAAUACAUUCCAGUGCAGGCACAUACACAAGGUCUGUAAAUUAGCAGGUUGAAUCGCAUUUUUUUCGGAAACAAGGAACUUCCGGAAUAAAGGAACAUGGACUGACCGCCGUUUUUUUCAGGACCGGAUCGACCCUGGAAAGGGUCUGGUCCCGCCGCUGGUCUCCAAACUGUGGCCUAGAUGGUGCGAAAACUUGUUUUAUUGUUGGUGACUACAGCUGAAUAAUUUAUGGACCUUGCACACACACACACACACACACAUACACAUGCACGCACGUACACACACACACAGCCAUGCUAUACAGCGCCAUGCUUAUCACGCCCAGGGGGAAAUACUGUGCAGAGCUACAAGCCAGUGCCAUGUAAAGACCGGACCGGAUCAUGUUAGAACUGGACCGGACUCGGACCAAACCCGGAUCGAAUCCGGACCGGACUGUACCGGACCGGACUCAACUCACGAACAAUGUUUUAAGACUUGUGGCCAUAAUUGUAAAGAAGAAAAAAAAACAUAAUAAUGAUGAUGAUUAAAAUAUAAAAGAAAAAAGAAUACAAAAGGAAGAAAAAAAGAAUAUUGAAAUGUUAACAUGUAAUAAGAACUGUGUGGAUUUGACAGUAUGGAUUUUAAGGAACUGAACUUGUAUAAAGCUGAACCUUAUGCUCACAUCGGAGUCUGGAGAGGCAAGAGGCAAAGCCAGGAGAUGGAGGACGGAUCGGACUGCGAUAAAGAGACCAAACCGACCCACAGCGCCGCCUGCAGGACGGGACCGGAGGCAAACUGAAGCAGCACCUCCAGUCCCGUCCUGCUGUCCAGCUCCAGUGUUGUCCUGUUGAGACUUCAGUGCUUUUCUUUGUUGUUUUUUCUUUUGAUUUUGCCAAACUGGACACUGAACUGUGUUGGGCGGUGGGUUUGGAGGGGCGGGGCACCUGCAGCCAUGCAGGAAGUCUUUCUACAUUUCACUGUUGCACUCUUGCUCCAUCCCAAAGAGGAAUUAUUUGCAGUGUGAGUGCAGGUUAAAUGUAUAACGGAGGACUUUCUACCCAGGUCACUGUCGUCCAGCCCCCCCACACCUCUGAAAAGGAUAUUUCAUUUUGGUAGAACAUCUUCACCUUUCUUGUUUCUGUUUUCUAGAAGUGACGUCAUGUCUCGUCUCCUCUGUCCUGACAAAAGCAGGUAACAGAUAUUGUUUAGCAUUAGCUCCGGGUCAAAUUCGUUUGUUUGAAUCAAACCAAAAUUUUACCUUCGAGAAAUGAAAAAAAGGUUCCUGCCGUCGAGCAGCACGUCCCGGCCGGCUGGACCUUCACACCGUUAGCAGCUGGUCUUUGACGAGGUUUCUGUCUGUCAGCACAAUACGUAUCUGUCACAUGGAGAGCGGAGUGAGGAGGAGGUUUUACUGGAGGAGCUAAAAUUAACAUUUCAUAUCCAAGUGCGUGUCAGGAUGUGUCUGGCAGGUUAACUUGACGCCGAGUUCAACAUCUUGUUUUGUCGUCCUUUUGCAUCAAGCUGGACGGUGAAGGUCAGGCUCUUUAUUCACUGAUUUUCUGAGAUUUGGGUCACGGCCAAAACAUUUUGCAGAAGCUCCGCCUGCGAGAAAGGGAAACAUUUUAAAACAAGCUUCCUUCUUUCUUUCUUUCUUUCUUACUUUUUUUAAUUUUUAUUUGAUCAUUACUUACAACAUAUUCUGGCCUGGCAAGAACCACCUGAGGGGACGGGGAGAAAUGUAUUAUUAUUAUUAUGCUGAAUGACACAGUGGAAGAUUCUCAUUGCAUCCUAAUGCAGUUGUAUUUUUUCCCGGCUUGAGCGCACUGCAGCUGAAGAUGUUCUACCAACGUGAAACGUCUCUUUCCUGGGUCUCUGUAAUGCCAUAGCUACAAAGCACCUUUUUUUCUUUCUUGCUGUUCUUUCACUGUAGUUUGAAUCUGGGGCCAAAAGGACCCUGAGAGAGGAGGAGGAGGAGGAGGAGGAGGAGGAGGAGGAGGACAGACAGACAGAUAGAGAGACAGACAGGGGUCCUGAAAUGAAAGACUGCCUUUUAGAUGAUUAAUUAUAGAGCAGGGAGGGAAGCCACUAGCAUACCACUACCACUGUCCAUGCAAUGUGUGUGUGUGUGUGUGUGUGUGUGUGUGUGUGUGUGUGUGUGUGUGUAGAAUCACAUAUGUAAAAACCCACUGUGAUUUCCCCAGUGCUGCUGCUUUGCUGCUGCAGUGGAAACCAGCCAUAUCACCCCCCGCCCCCCACCUCACCCCCGCCCCCCAACCCAACCCCCGAUCGUAUCUGCAGCCCAAUUAAACCCAUCGAUUGGAUCUUUACAGUCGCUCCAUUAAAAUCUGCGAUCUUAUCUUUGACGCCUUUUGAAAUCUGUGAUCGUAUCUUCAGGCCUAUUAAUUUAAAAAAAAAAAACAUCUCCAAUCGCCCUUUAACAAACCACAUCAGACCCAAACUCAAAGUCAUCAAACCAAUAAAAAAAAACGUCCCGGGAUGCAGCUUGAUUGUCUUCUCACUGCAGUUUUGGUUGGAAUAUGCCUUUAUUUAUGCAGGCUGUGUGUUCCAUUGGUUUGUUAUUGAGUCACCUCCCACAGAAAGUAAUGAAAGGGGAGUUCAGAGGAGGAGACGGUUUGCAUACUGAAGGAGGGGGAGGAGAGACGACGGCGUUGGCAUGCAGAGAGCGAGGAGGAGGAGGAGGAGGAGGAGGAGGCAGAAUGUGAUGUUUGCACGCUGAGGGGAGAGGAGAGGAGGAGGUGAUGGUGUUUGCAUGCAGAGAGGAGAACGAGGAGGAGGAGGAGGAGGAGACGGCGUUGGCAUGCAGGGAGAGUAGAGCAGCAGGGGGAGAGAGAGAGAGAAUACAGAUGAGGAGGAAGACGGAGACACCUUCAUUCAUCAAACCGGCUCACUGGAGGAGGAGGAGGAGGGAGGAAGGGGGAGGGAGGGAGAAGAAGAUGUCACAUGGACGGAGAGAAUAAAGAGAGGAAGGAGAGAGAGGAGAGCAGGAGAGUGUGGACGUCAGCGCUGCUCAGCCGGAGGUUUGUUAGACUCAAACUGGAAAAACCAGGAACAGAUGUGGAGGUCGGUUCUGUUCCAGCAGCAGGAUCCGUCCUGGAUCAGCCCGAGUCCAGAGCGCAGAACCUGACCUGCAGAACCUGACCCACAGAACCUGACCUGACCCACAGAACCUGACCUGACCUGCAGAACCUGACCUGCAGAACCUGACCCGCAGAACCUGACCGGCAGAACCUGACAGACAAAACCUGACCGGCAGAACCUGACAGACAGAACCUGACCGGCAGAACCUGACCUGCAGAACCUGACUGGCAGAACCUGACCGGCAGAACCUGACCCGCAGAACCUGACCUGCAGAACCUGACUGGCAGAACCUGACCGGCAGAACCUGACCCACAGACCCUGACCCGCAGACCCUGACCCACAGAACCGUGGUGGCCGUUCCAUUCACCCCAGAUCAGUUUGUCCUGGUGGCUCCUGUUGCCACAGCGACAUUUCGACAUUUUUCUUAGAAAUUUUUGAGUUUUUUUCUCAGAAAUUUACGACUUUAAUCUCAGAAUUUCCGAUUUUUUUUCUUGAAAAUUUGUUACUUUAUAAUCUCAGAAUAUUAGAUUUUUUUCUCUUAAAUUUACGACUUUAAUCUUGAAUAUCACAUGCCCCCCACCCCCGGCUCUGUAGUUAAUAUUUUUGCCUCCAGUUGCUCUGACACAGCGCUGAAAGACUCACAAGCUGAUUUCCUGAAUUCUUUGGUUCAUUUUCCCGUAAAAACUGAACGGUUUUCGCAGCGUAAACAAACUUCUCUGCCGACGCCGUGACGUCAGCUGGACGUUUACAGCUGUUGCCGUGGCAACCUGAACACCCAAGCCAGUUCUACCCAGUUCUGUUUCUGUGAUCUAUGCUCCAGAGUGCAGUGUGUUUGAGGAGGGGGGUUCUGCCUGUCGUCCGUUCAGACCAAACACUUCCCUCUGUGCACGGCACAAAAAAAAAGGUUUUGUUAAACUGAA
This is a messenger RNA of Myripristis murdjan (pinecone soldierfish), 11375 nucleotides long. RefSeq names its product plexin A3 (gene plxna3). Gene Ontology annotation, cellular component: plasma membrane; semaphorin receptor complex. Lineage: Eukaryota; Metazoa; Chordata; Actinopteri; Holocentriformes; Holocentridae. The record is from RefSeq and is a predicted model, not a curated record. Gene Ontology annotation, molecular function: protein binding; semaphorin receptor activity. Gene Ontology annotation, biological process: regulation of cell migration; semaphorin-plexin signaling pathway.